AUGCUUGAGCGGAUCCAUCGGCUCGAGGCGCGCGAUGCCGGGGCUACACACAGUCCUGUUCCGAGUACGGAGUCGCCGGACCUGGCCAACGACGUGCGACAGUUGGAGACGAAGUUGAAUGCGUGGCGCGAGCAGUCGGUACUGAAGCAGGGUGCUGAGGAGGACCUUCUUCGUCUCCGCCUUGAUUCUUUAGAAAAUGACGUUCGCGCCUGCUUGCAGCCGAAGGACUUGGAUGCCGAACGCCAGGCCUUACAGGAGCUCCGAAAGCAGUGCGAGAGCGCGGUGUCCGACGAGGGCCGCGUGCAGUAUGCCGCUCUUCAUUCCAAGCUGGCCGAAGCUGCGGACCAGCUGCGAGGAUUGUUGCAGGCUCACAGCUCUGCCUUCGAGGAGCGUCUCCGGAUCUGUGAGUCUCGGCUGACGGCUGGCGCAAUGACUCCUCCGCAGGCAGCCUCGGAAGCCUCAGAGCCCCGUGAGGAGUCAAGGCGUCCAGGCUCCACGGGAUCUGGUGCCGGUGCGGCAGGUGGAGCCUCGCUCGAGUCGCGGGUGGCGCGCCUCGAGCGCAACAUGAAGGCAGCAGCCCUGGGGCCGCCAGCGUCCGAUGGUCGGCGCUUAGAGGAGGUCGCCACACAUGCCUUGCAGGCGCAGCAAGAGGUGCAACGCCUUGUGCAGCGCUCCCAAGCGAUCGAGUCGCGGCUUUCGGCGCUGGACGGGCUGGCAGCAUCGGUUGCUGCGGGCGGGGAUGGUGCCUCAGCGGCCGCCGUGGAGGCCCUCGAGCGUCGGCUCGAGCAGCACAUGGAAGAGAAGCUGGUCCCGCUGCGGGAGCAGCUGUCAGAUCUCGAGGCCCCGACGAAGAUCACAUCGGAGGAGAAGAUGGACAGAGGUUUGCUCGAGGAAGUCCACCACGACCUUCUCUUCGGUUCGCCCGCAUCGCCAAGCGCUGCAACUGCAGAGGUGCCGGCCCUGAACGCCGCACGCGAGGCGGUUGCCUCGGCUUCGGCUCCACUAACGCGUGACCGCACUUCGUCUGAAGUCUCCUCGCUUCACACCAAGCUGCGGGCUCUUGCAGCACAGCAGGACGAUCGAGCGCUUCGCCUUGAGCAGGAGAUGAAGCUGCUCCAACAGAAGCUUCUCGAGAGUGCUGCAGCACAAGCGACAGCUGCUAGCGGAGGAUCUGGCGCCGAAGCGUCAGCACUGGGCGCCACCCUCUCGAGUCAUGAUGAGGAGCUGAAGAAACUGGCAGCGAGCAUCCAGGGGCUUCAGGCGGCUGCUGACUCUGCCCGACACACGGCGCCUACGGCCCAUAGCAACUUGCAGGCCCCGGCAGAGUUGCCAUCCUCAGCGUUGCCAUCCGCCGCUUCUGCUCCGGCAGUUGCGGCAGCUGCGGCUUCCGACGCCAAAGUUGAGGCCCGCCUGGAUGCGCUGCAACGUCAGCUUGAGGCACAGGCGGCCAAGGUCGCUUCCUUCGCUGCGGGGACGACGUCGGGGACGACCUCGGCGGGGACGGCAGGGGAAGGAUCGCUACCAAGUGCGGAGGAAGUCGCGGGGGAUUCUUCCCUGCAGGCCUCAACAGCCGCCAUCGAAGCAAGGGCGGGAGAGGCUCUCCAACGUGUGGCAGAGGCAGAGAGGCGCAUUUUCAAACUGGCCGAGGAGGUGGCGACCCUCGCUGAGGCUCACAGCGCUCAGGCGCCGCUUGGUGCAGAGGAUGCGCUGGUGGCAAAAGACCUCCUGGAGGCCCUUGCACCAGCCGACGGCGCCGACUCCGCCGACUCCGCCGGCGCCGCAGAUGCGGGGGAGCUGCCGCAGGCUUCGGAUCCAGAGUCAGGCGCCCGCGAAGCGCGGGAAAGCGCCCUACGAGGCCUCGACGCUCUGCUCGAGCGCCUGGGCGGUCUUGAAGCCAAGGUAUCGAGCCACGCAGAGUCCAUGCAACGCCUUCGGCAACGAAUGGAAAGCAGCGAGAGCAAGGCCUCCAGCCAGGCGACUGCCCUCGCGGAGCUCUCGGCGGUCCUCGCACGCCAGGCCGCGUCGCCGCUCGAUGGCCCUCUGGCCAGCGGAGAGGACUUGCAAGUCUCGCAGGCGGAGGCAGAAGCCAACGUGCAGCAGGACCUGGACCCACACGAAACAUCGCGCGAGCUGCAGCAAGCGCCUGGUGCUGCUGCGGAGGCGCCGCUCGCAGCUUCACACGAAGGGUUCGCUCGGCUGCUUGCCCUGGAAGACAAGGUGGCAGCUCUCAGCAACAGCCAUCAAGAGGUUCAGCAGGUGGUGCAGUCGGUGAGUGCCUUGCAAGCACAGGCAGUCGACCGACCCCCAGUGGAAGAUGUUCAGGUUGACGGAACUGGGGAGGGGAAGGAGAACUCCGGCGUGAUGCAGGCUCUUCGCGAUGAGGUCCGAGACCUGGCAACUGCCCUCGCAUCGCAGCGCCAGCGCUUGGAUGCGGCUUUGGGCAGCGAGGAAUCGCCUGGUGAAGGUGCCCUGCACAAAGAGGUGCGGCAGCUGUCGGAGUCGCUCGCCGCUUUGAGGGACCUGCAGCCCGGCUAUCCGGAGAUGGAGGCUGAGGUGCAGCGCCUGGCUGCAGUCAUGGAAGAGCUCCAGCGCCAGGUGGACACAGGCCUUCAGCUGCAGCAGGAGGUGGAGCGCGUCUCGGCUUCUCUGUCCGAGUUACGGGCAAAGGUCGAGGACAGAUCCGUGCCGGAAGAGGUCCGGCGCCUUGGGGAAGCGGUGGCAAGCCUCGAGCGGUCCAAGAGUGGGGGCUUGCAUCAGCAGGUUAGCAAGUUUGCGGAGUCCCUGGAGAACUUGCGCUUCCGUCAGGAUGACUUCCUGGUGCAACUGAAGGCCGCCAAGGCAGCACUACAAGAGCUGCCAGCACUGAAAGAGGAGCUGCGUGCCGGCCGCGAGGCCACCGACAACUUAGCGCAGAGCCACGCCAAGACAAAGGAGGCAACAUCGACGGAGCUGCACCAGCUGACCCAGCGCUUGGGUCUGCUGGAAGAGAAGAGGUUGAAGCAGCUUGGCAUGGACGUGCAGGCACUUCAGGGGGCACUAGUCCACAUUCAGACCGAGCUCCAGAAGGAGGUGGUGAUCCCAGACCACAUCCUCCGGGAUAUUGACGCGAAAUCUGAAGCCAGACAGGAAGCCAUGUGGGCUGAGCUGCACAAGCAUGCAGAGACUGCAGCACAUCGUGCAGACCAGCUGGAGCGCAGCCUCUCGAGCCGACUGGUGAGCUUGGAGCAUUCCACGAACGCGCUCCUGCAGAACGAGGCCCACUCCCGGGAGAUGGAGCGUGAGAUGGCGAAGCAGUCCGAGUGGUUCGCUUGGCGCAUCGCUUGGUUGGAAUGGACGGCCACCGGGGAAAAGCGAAGUUUCGCUCGCCCGCUGCUUCCGCCGCCUGCCACUCCAGCCGCGACCUGCUUCAAGCAGCCGAUGACGGAGGACUCUGAGCUCUGGGCGCAGGAGAAGACAGGUCAGCAGCGCUUGCGGCGCGCCCCGCUUCUCCGUCUUCCCUCGGCAGGCCCUGCCAACGCGCAGAGGCUGGCCCAGACCGAUGCGUCGGUCCGGACUUUAGCCACAUCUUCCUCUGCUCCAGAUUUGGUCGUCGGCCCUGGUACCGGAGGCGAGAAGAGUGUUCGCCUUCCUCAGAUGAGCUGA
Messenger RNA from Symbiodinium natans, 3642 nucleotides. NCBI's taxonomy places the organism in Eukaryota, Dinophyceae, Suessiales, Symbiodiniaceae. The record is from the annotation of a GenBank genome assembly.